Nematocida parisii ERTm1 is the source of this 2649-nucleotide messenger RNA. RefSeq lists its product as uncharacterized. NCBI's taxonomy places the organism in Eukaryota, Fungi, Microsporidia. The transcript has a single exon. The coding region runs from base 1 to 2649 and encodes 882 amino acids. The record is from RefSeq and is a predicted model, not a curated record.
AUGAAGAAAGUAGAAUACUUCAAGACACUUUCCUCUCUCAGUAGAACAAGUAUUAGUAAGAUAAUAAAGAACAGAAGGAAAAGGUUAAAGAAUAAACUAAAUAAUACAGAAUAUAAUACACAUAGUGUAAUAAGUAAUACUAAUAACACAAUAUGUAAUAACUCAUGCAAUACCACAGAAUAUACUACUAAUAAUGUAAUAAGUAGUAACCCAGAUAUAAAUAGACUAAAUAAUUUAUUUAGUAAUAUUAUAACAGACAGUACAUUAAAUAAUAAUAUAAUAAAACAUUUAAGUACACCAGAUAUAAAUAUACUAAAUAAUAUAAAUAUAACCAAUAAUAUAUGCACAUUGUGUAAUAAGUGCAGUAAUAAUACAGAAUAUACUACACAUAGUACUAAUAAUAUUAAUAAUAACACAUACCAUAAUAAGUUAUAUAAAAAUUGCACUGCUUGUGAUAUGUGUGAUAUACUAAUAUACUUACACACACCAAAACAGCCCUGUAAUAAUAUUAAGUGCAGUAAUAAUACACAAUGUGUAAUAAGUAAUACUUUCUGUACAUUGUGUACAUAUUACUCUUUUAUUUACUCAUUGUAUAAUAUAUUAUACUAUAAUAUUAAUAUUUAUAACAUAAACUAUCAUAAGUUAUACUUAUACUAUAAUAAUAUUAUUUAUUACUAUAUGUAUAAUAUAUUAUUAUAUAAUAUAAUUUAUUAUUAUAAUAUUAAUUAUAAUAUAAUAUAUUUAUUAUACAAGUACAGCAUAAUUAACAAGUGUAACAUAUUUAAUAUAUAUAGUAGCAUAAGUAAAGACUUUUACAACAAUGUGUAUAUAAAUUUAUUAUAUAAUAAUAGUAUAAUAAGUAUUUGUAAUAUAUUAGAAAUUGAUAUACUAUGUGUAUUAUAUAAUAUAAGCAAUAUAUACAUUAAUACCACGGAGAGUGUACUAUAUUAUAUAUUACACACUGAGUAUAAAUAUAUGAUCAAGUAUAUAAUAUAUAAUAAUAAUAGUGUAAUAAGUCUUAGUGACAGGAUAGUGGGUGAGAUAGCGGAUAUAUUAGAUAAAAAGGGUGAUAGUGUGCAGGACUUAUUACACAAUGAUCAUUUAAAUAUGGCGUAUUCUGAUAAUAUAAUGUACAAUGUGUUAAAUAUAAUAAUAUCUUUAUACAUAAAUAUUUUAAGGAUUGACAGUACAAAUAUUUUAUUAUCGCAGUUAAUGAACAAAAUAAAAAACAAAAUAAAAAAUAAAAUAAAAAACAAAGAAAUAAAAAUAACGGCAGAAUUACUAUUUAUAGUAAUAACAGAAAGAAAAGAAGAGAUUUUAAAAAUCAUAAACAAAAACAAACAACCUGAAAAUAAUAAAAAACCUGAAAAUAAAAAAAUAAACACAGAUAUAAACACAGUAUUUAAUAGGGAUAUAUACAGUGAUAUCCCAUUUAAACUGAAUAAUACCGUAUGGUAUGACCCUAAUGAUAAGAAUAUCUCAGGACUAUUCAAUAUAACAGAACCAAUUAAUCUGUCAAGCCUGCAUGAUAUUAGGUCACAUAAGCAUACUACAGAUAUAAAUAGACUAAAUAAUAAAAUUAUACAGAAUAUAUUACACAAUGACGUAAUAAGUAAUAGUAACCAGAAUAUAUUACACAAUGACGUAAUAAGUAAUAGUAAUGAUAUAACUUAUGAUACAAUGUGUAAUAUAUCUAGUCCUGUAUAUAAUCAGACUAAUUCAUAUUAUAAUAUAUCUAAUAAUAUCCCGUAUACAAAUAGACUAAUUAAUCAUAAUAUAUCUAAUAGUAAUAAUGACAUACUGGACUACUUAUUAGCAUUAUUACCACAGGAUGAGAUAAUUAAUGAACUAUCACUUAUUAUAUCACAAGACUUUAUACACAAUAGGUCAAAAAUAACAGAACUUAUUACCAUAAUAGAAAAUAAAUUAGGGAUGUACAGAAGUACAGUAAUAAACAUAAUAAAGAAAGACUUUAUUAUAUUUAAUAAGCAUAGCAUAAAAAGUAACAAUAAUAAUGAUACAGUGUGUAAUAAUAAUACAGAAUAUAAUACACAAAGUGUAAAAAGUAAUAAUAGUGAUACAAUAGAUAAUAAGUUAUAUAAUAGUACAGGAUAUAAUAUGCACAGUAUGAUAAGUAAUGAUAUAAUAGAUAAAGUAUUAUGUAAUAGUGAUAUGCCCAGGAGUAUAUUUAAGGAUGUGUGUAUACGUACAUUUAUAUAUUCAGAGUAUUACUGGCCGUGUAAUAAUAUUAGUACAUGGAAUGAUCUUAUACAGAAAGUGAGUAAAACAGAGAGUACAGAAUAUAAUACACACAGUACAAUAAGUAAUAGUAAUGAUACAGUGUGUAAUAAGUUAUCAUAUGAUAUAUCUAGUAUACUUAAUAGUAUAUGUGUAGAAUAUACUGAUAAGCAUACGUAUGUAGAUAUAACAAUAGAAGUAGAUAAUACACAAAGUGUAAAAAGUAAUAAUAAUGAUACAAUAGAUAAUAAGUUAUAUAACACAGAUAGUUCAGGACUAAAUACACAAUGUUUAAAUAUUUCUAUUCCUAUAAUAUAUUUAGAAUAUUAUUAUAAUAAAAACAUCAAAAUAAAAAAAGAAGAUAAAAACAAGAUAAAAGAGUUCUGGGACUAUGUGUAUAAAAUAAUAUAA